Messenger RNA from Rhagoletis pomonella (apple maggot), 9513 nucleotides. RefSeq names its product tyrosine-protein phosphatase Lar (gene Lar). NCBI's taxonomy places the organism in Eukaryota, Metazoa, Arthropoda, Insecta, Diptera, Tephritidae. Gene Ontology annotation, molecular function: protein tyrosine phosphatase activity; protein binding. Gene Ontology annotation, biological process: protein dephosphorylation. The record is from RefSeq and is a predicted model, not a curated record.
GUGAAUUUUUAUACGUUUUUCGUUUGUUCUCCGUGAAAUUUUCGUGUUUUCUAUAAAAUAUUAUCAUUAAAAUUGUGUAAAAGUAUUUAAAGGGUGUAUUUAAUUUAAACCUUGUGCGUAAAAGUGAAAAAAUCGCUGAAAAGCAUGCACGUGGGUGUUGAAAACAAGAAAAUCAAGUAUUGCUGAUUGGAGUGAGGCGGCUUUUCCAAUUAGCAUCGUCCCACCAUACACGGUUCGUGUGUUUGUGUGCGCGCGAACGCCUGUUUUUGACAGCUAACAAAAAUCGAUUUGUUUACAUGCGAAUUAUUGAGGAAAUGCUAGUUUGUUUUAUUGAAAAGUUCAAUUAAACUAUAGUGCAACGUAUUUUGUGUGAAUAAAAGUGAAACGUCUUGAAAGUCUGCAAAAAAUAACGGCGUUUAACCAGUGAAAUAUGUUGUUUUUGUAUCGUGAAUGACUCUAGCCGGCACUGUGGAGCCAUACUGCUGCGUUGACGUUGACUGCGUCGCCAACUUCUGCCUUUUGUUUGUGCAGUUCGGGCUGCUGAUUGUUGUUGCUUGAAUAUUAUUUACCUGUGCUAUGUUGCACAAGUGCAGCCUUAAAUUAAAUCCCAAUUGUAAAUGCAGUCAAAAUCUACAAGAUAUCUGCAGCCCACGCAUUACAUAGAUAUUGCUGUGAAAAAAGCCGGGUGUUGAACAUUUUUCAUGGAUUACGCUUUAGUGUUGACUCAAUUGUGCUUUUGUUCUUCGAGCCUUACGACUUGAACAUACGUCGGUUUCUACGGUUGGGAAAUAUUGUUUAAAAGUUUGUCAAUAAAGUAAACAGAGUAAUCGACAAAAUACCAGCGAACGUGGCUAUAGCGGUGGAUCACAAUAGUGUGGCUCGAUGAAAAAUUUACAAAGAAUCUUACAGCAACAGCAGCAACUAAAGUGGUUUGAACCAGUUUCAUGCCCCGCAUUCUAGUAGCUACUUGACAUAUGAAACGAGCGUAAGGCAGAAGAGAAGAAAAGGAGCGUAAGAGAAUAGUAUUCCCGGAAGUGAACGAAGAUAGAUUAAAAAAUGACAAGUUAAAUAGAAGAGUUGAAACUUGGUUAUAUAACAAAGACAAGCGAAAUUGACAAGUGCAGCUGAAGAUAAGCGUGAACAGCGAGACGCUGAGUAAGCAGACGAAGCAAUUAAGUGGAAAAUUUUAGUAUGUAAAAUUAUAAAAAGAAACCUGAAUUAAAUAUGAACAAGGAAGCACUGAGCAGAAGCAGUUGAAAAAAGCUUUGGCUGAACAAAAGAAAGCUCAGCAAGAACUGAACGACAGCAAGUCAAUUUAUAAGUGCGCUAGAAAGCAGUAUUGAGCGAAUUUAGUUCUUUAGAUGCGAACAGCGCAUAAGUAGCGCUACACAGGCGAAGUACGAAUUUGAUGGUUAAAACAAAUUUUAAGCGACUUUCUUAAGAUUUAAGAAAAAAGCAGAAAUUGCGUGAGAUUCAAGAAUAACGUUCGCCAAAAAAGCUAAUUGCAAAGAAAACACAAAUUGAACCAAAGACAACGCGCUCGAAAGCUCUAAGCUUUUUCGCGCAAAGCAAACAGAGAACACACAAAAUCAUGAAAUUGUCAGUUAAAAAUUUUGAACGCGUUGAGAAAAGUACAAAAAAGCUCUAAAGCUACACAAAUCUGCAGAGCGGCAAUUAAGAUAAGCACACGAUCAAUGCAGGCAACUGAGAAUUGACAACAAAGAAAAGCUCAAACAAAGCGCUGGUAGUGUUCACUCCAAGCUUUUGCAACGAACACAAGAAACGCCAGCAAGGCUUAAUAGAAAGCACAUUUGAAACGCAAUAUCAAUGCCGCCUGAAAGCAGACUAUCCAGCGUGUAAGUCAAGUUGGCUGGCGGUAGCUUAAAAGCUUUAAAAAGUUCAAACAACAAAAGUAGCGCUAAUAAGUUUUGCGCUUCGCAAACGAUCGAAAAAAGUAUAACAAAAAAAAAAAGCCAAAAGGAAAUUUCAAACGAACAACACCUGCUUGCCUACCUGCCUGUCCAUAUACAGCUUCCAAUUGCCAUAUUAUUGUUGUUAUUUAAUUUUGUUGUUGUUGUUGUUGUUAUCGCUGCUGUUAUCGCCUCCCACACAUCAGCUUAACUUAAAAAUCCAAUAAUAUGGGGCUGCAAAUAGCAGCAGCAUUGCCAGCAGCCAACAAUCUUGUUGCAAUCACGCCCCCCACACAUACAGCCACCACCAGCACACUUCUAGCCACAGCUACAGCUACAGUUACAGUCAGUGCCACAGCCACAGCCACAGCCACAAUAGCCAAUACCGUGAGAAAGCUUACCAGCGCCAUUGCUACAUCCAGCAUAGCCACAUCAUUGUUGCUGUUGGUAUUGCUGACCUGGAAUCCAGCAACAAUUGGUGUUGAUGCAGUCCAUGCGAAUUUUUCGGAUUUUCCAUAUAUACAAUAUCUAACACAUCCACCGGAGAUUAUCAAGAAGCCUCAGAAUCAGGGUGUACGCGUUGGUGGCGUGGCUAGUUUCUACUGUGCUGCUCGUGGCGAUCCACCGCCAUCGAUAGUUUGGCGCAAGAAUGCUAAGAAAGUAUCUGGCACGCAAUCUCGUUACACGGUGCUAGAACAACCUGGCGGCAUUUCUAUAUUACGCAUUGAACCAGUACGUGCCGGUCGUGACGAUGCACCAUACGAAUGUGUAGCUGAAAAUGGUGUUGGUGAUGCAGUAUCGGCUGAUGCAACUUUAACUGUUUAUGAAGGUGAUAAAACGCCACCCGGUUUUCCGGUUAUAACUCAGGGUCCCAGCACACGGGUAAUCGAAGUCGGUCAUACGGCGGUAAUGCAAUGCAAAGCCAUUGGUAAUCCAACACCCACAAUCUACUGGAUUAAGAAUCAGACAAAGGUCGAUAUGAGCAAUCCACGCUAUUCGAUAAAAGAUGGUGGCCUACAAAUCGAAAAUAGUCGCGAAGAGGAUCAAGGCAAAUACGAGUGUGUCGCUGAGAAUUCGGUUGGCACCGAGCAUUCGAAAGCAACGAAUUUAUAUGUGAAAGUACGACGUGUACCGCCUACAUUUUCACGCCCACCAGAGCCCAUCAACGAAGUGAUGCUGGGUGCAAAUUUGAAUUUAUCAUGCAUUGCAGUGGGCUCGCCCAUGCCGCAUGUAAAAUGGAUGAAAGGUGCGCAAGAUUUGACUCCCGAAAAUGAUAUACCAAUCGGCCGUAAUAUACUUCAGUUGACGAAUAUUCAACAGAGCGCUAAUUUCACCUGCAUAGCGGCCUCGUCUUUGGGGCAAAUCGAAGCGACGGCGAUGGUGAAAGUCCAAUCACUUCCAGCUGCUCCUACAGACGUGCAAAUCUCUGAAGUGACCGCCACUUCAGUACGUUUGGAGUGGUCAUACAAAGGCCCCGAAGAUUUGCAAUACUAUGUGAUACAGUACAAACCGAAAAAUGCAAACCAGGCUUUUAGCGAAAUCAGCGGCAUCAUUACAAUGUUCUACGUUGUGCGCGCUUUAAGCCCAUACACGGAAUAUGAAUUCUAUGUGAUAGCGGUAAAUACGAUUGGACGUGGACCGCCAUCGAAACCAGAGACUUGUACCACUGGCGAUUUCACAUUCGGAGGUGCAAAAAUGGAAAGUGCUCCACGCAAUGUGCAAGUCCGACCGCUGAGUUCCUCAACAAUGGUCAUAACUUGGGAACCGCCAGAGACGCCAAACGGACAAGUGACCGGCUACAAAGUCUACUACACCACAAAUCCCAAUCAACCGGAGGCAUCUUGGGACUCACAAAUGGUGGACAAUAGCGAAUUGACAACCAUUUCGGAAUUGACGCCGCAUGCCAUUUACACGGUGCGUGUGCAAGCGUAUACCUCAAUGGGAGCCGGUCCCAUGUCCACACCGGUGCAAGUGAAGACACAGCAAGGUGUCCCUUCACAGCCUAGUAAUUUCCGGGCCACCGAUAUCGGCGAGACCGCAGUCACAUUGCAAUGGUCGAAACCGACACAUUCCAGUGAGAAUAUCGUACACUACGAAUUAUAUUGGAAUGACACAUAUGCAAAUCAGGAUCAUCACAAGCGCAUUUCGAAUACUGAGUCCUAUACGCUUGACGGCCUCUAUCCUGAUACCCUGUAUUAUAUAUGGUUGGCGGCGCGUUCGCAGCGCGGCGAAGGUGCAACAACACCACCCAUACCCGUCCGUACGAAACAAUAUGUACCAGGUGCACCGCCACGCAAUAUCACUGCCAUCGCCACCAGUCCCACCACCAUAUCCGUAUCCUGGCUGCCACCGCCAGUGGAGCGCGCCAACGGUCGCAUCAUCUACUAUAAGGUCUUCUUUGUUGAGGUGGGUCGUGCCGAUAGUGAGGCCACCAUAACAACCUUGAAUAAGACUCACAUCGUAUUGGACGAGUUGAAACGUUGGACCGAGUACAAGAUUUGGACGCUGGCCGGCACCUCAGUGGGCGAUGGGCCGCGUUCGCAUCCGAUUAUUGUGCGCACGCAUGAAGAUGUGCCUGGAGAUCCUCAAGAUGUGAAGGCAACUCCAUUAAAUUCAACUUCAAUUCAUGUUACCUGGAAACCUCCAUUGGAAAAAGAUCGUAAUGGCAUUAUACGUGGCUAUCAUAUACACGUACAAGAAAUGCGUGACGAGGGCAAGGGCUUCCUGAACGAACCGCUUAAGUUCGACGUUGUCGAUACGCUGGAGUACAAUGUAACUGGCCUGCAACCUGACACAAAAUACUCCAUACAAGUGGCCGCACUCACGCGUAAGGGUGAUGGUGAUCGCAGCGCUGCCGUGAUCGUAAAAACGCCAGGCGGUGUGCCUGUGCGACCCACAGUCAGCCUAAAGAUAAUGGAACGCGAUCCAAUUGUAUCCAUCGAACUCGAGUGGGAACGUCCGGCGCAAACUUAUGGUGAACUGCGUGGUUAUCGUCUCCGCUGGGGCGUUAAAGAUCAACCGCUGAAAGAGGAAAUGCUACCCGGCCCACAGAUUACAAAACGUCGCUUCAAUGAUUUGGAGCGUGGUGUUGAAUACGAGUUCCGCGUGGCGGGUAGCAAUCACAUCGGCAUCGGUCAAGAGACAGUGAAAAUCUUCCAAACUCCCGAGGGCACACCAGGUGGACCGCCGGCAAAUAUAACAGUGCGCUUCCAAACGCCAGAUGUAGUGUGCGUUACAUGGGAUCCGCCCACUCGUGAGCACCGCAAUGGCAUCAUUACACGUUACGAUGUGCAAUUCCAUAAGAAAAUCGAUCAUGGUUUAGGUUCGGAGCGAAAUACAACGGUGCGCAAAGCGGUGUUUACAAAUCUGGAGGAGAACACAGAGUAUAUCUUCCGCGUACGCGCUUACACCAAGCAGGGCGCUGGUCCAUUUAGUGAAAAGAUCUUUGUCGAAACCGAGCGUGAUAUGGGACGUGCGCCGAUGUCAGUGCAAGCGGUGGCAACAUCUGAGCAAACAGCUGAGAUAUGGUGGGAACCGGUGCCAUCGCGUGGCAAGCUGCUUGGCUACAAAAUUUUCUACACUAUGACGGCGGUUGAAGAUCUGGAUGAAUGGCAAACAAAGACUGUAGGGCUGACAGAGUCAGCGGAUCUAGUGAAUCUUGAAAAGUUUGCGCAAUAUGCCGUGGCGAUAGCAGCGCGGUUCAAGAACGGUCUAGGGCGGCUGAGUGAAAAGGUCACAGUCAAAAUAAAGCCGGAGGAUGUACCACUGAAUUUGCGCGCACACGAUGUCAGCACACAUUCAAUGACACUCAGCUGGUCACCGCCCAUACGACUCAAUCCGAUCAACUACAAGAUUUCGUUUGAUGCCAUGAAAGUAUUCGUGGAUUCACAGGGCUUCACGCAAACGCAAAUUGUGCAAAAACGUGAUAUAAUACUGAAGCAUUAUGUGAAGUCGCAUACGAUCAAUGAAUUGAGUCCCUUCACCACCUACAAUGUGAAUGUGAGCGCCAUACCGUCAGACUACUCUUACCGCCCGCCUACUAAGAUAACCGUUACCACACAAAUGGCGGCGCCGCAGCCGAUGGUGAAGCCCGAUUUCUAUGGUGUGGUGAACGGUGAAGAAAUAUUGGUUAUUCUGCCUCAAGCUUCCGAGGAGUAUGGUCCAAUUUCACAUUACUAUCUGGUUGUGGUGCCUGAGGAUAAGUCGAAUUUGCACAAGAAUCCCGAUCAGUUUUUAACUGAAGAUUUGCUGCCGGGACGCAACAAGCCUGAGCGACCGAAUUCGCCUUAUAUCGCUGCCAAAUUUCCUCAACGCUCCAUUCCAUUCACCUUCCAUCUGGGCUCUGGUGACGAUUAUCACAACUUUACAAACCGCAAGCUUGAGCGCGACAAGCGUUAUCGAAUUUUUGUGCGCGCUGUUGUCGAUACACCGCAAAAACAUUUGUACACAUCCAGCCCGUUCUCUGAGUUCCUAUCGUUGGAUAUGCGUGAAGCGCCGCCCGGCGAACGUCCACACCGACCCGAUCCGAAUUGGCCCUCCGAACCAGAGGUCUCUGUCAAUCGCAAUAAGGACGAACAAGGCAUGUGGUGGGUGGCACUGCCAGUAGCUGCCGCGCUCAUCUUCACCAUAUUCAUCACCUGGUGCAUUGUGCGACGUCGUCGUCAACCAUGCAAAACACCCGAUCAGGCAGCCGUCACGCGUCCACUGAUGGCCGCUGACCUCGGUGCCGGACCCACGCCAAGUGAUCCUGUCGAUAUGCGUCGCUUAAACUUCCAAACACCUGGCAUGAUAUCCCAUCCGCCCAUUCCAAUUUCCGAAUUUGCCAAUCAUAUCGAACGCCUCAAAGCGAAUGACAAUCAGAAAUUUUCGCAAGAAUAUGAGAGCAUUGAGCCCGGCCAGCAGUUCACAUGGGAUAACUCCAACUAUGAUUACAAUAAAUCGAAAAAUCGCUAUGCCAACGUAACCGCCUACGACCACUCGCGCGUACAAUUGCCGCUGAUGGACGGCAUCGUCGGUUCGGACUACAUUAAUGCCAACUACUGCGAUGGCUAUCGAAAACACAAUGCUUAUGUGGCAACUCAGGGACCGCUGCAGGAGACAUUCAGUGACUUUUGGCGUAUGUGUUGGGAGCUAAAGACGACUACUAUCGUUAUGAUGACACGCCUGGAGGAACGCACACGCAUCAAAUGUGACCAAUAUUGGCCGGUGCGUGGCACUGAAACCUACGGCCAAAUGUUUGUCACCAUCACAGAGACCCAAGAGUUGGCAACCUAUAGCAUACGUACCUUCCAGAUUUGUCGUCAGGGCUUCAAUGAGCGCCGCGAAAUCAAGCAACUACAAUUCACCGCCUGGCCUGACCAUGGUGUACCCGAACAUCCAGCACCUUUCCUACAGUUCUUACGUCGCUGUCGCGCACUCACACCACCCGACUCUGGUCCCGUUGUGGUGCACUGCUCGGCUGGUGUUGGACGUACAGGUUGUUACAUUGUUAUCGAUUCGAUGUUGGAACGCAUGAAACACGAAAAGAUCAUUGACAUAUACGGGCAUGUGACUUGUUUACGCGCACAACGCAACUACAUGGUGCAAACCGAGGAUCAAUACAUUUUCAUACAUGAUGCCGUCCUGGAGGCAAUUAUUUGCGGUCACACAGAGGUACCAGCACGCAACUUGCACACCCACCUACAAAAGUUGUUGGUAACCGAGCCGGGUGAGAAUAUAACUGGCAUGGAAAUGGAAUUCAAAAAGCUUUCGAAUGUUAAAGUGGACUCGUCGAAAUUCGUCACCGCCAAUUUGCCAUGCAACAAGAAUAAGAACCGCUUGGUGCACAUACUACCCUACGAAUCGAGUCGUGUCUAUCUAACACCCAUACACGGCAUCGAGGGUAGCGACUACAUCAAUGCAAGCUUUAUUGAUGGCUAUCGCUAUCGGUCGGCUUACAUAGCCGCUCAGGGCCCAGUACAGGAUACAGCCGAAGACUUCUGGCGAAUGCUGUGGGAACACAAUUCAACGAUUGUCGUCAUGCUGACCAAGCUCAAAGAGAUGGGAAGAGAAAAAUGCUACCAGUACUGGCCACACGAACGUUCUGUACGCUAUCAGUAUUAUGUGGUGGAUCCGAUUGCCGAAUACAAUAUGCCACAAUAUAAACUUCGGGAGUUCAAGGUGACCGACGCACGUGAUGGCUCCUCGCGUACAGUUCGACAAUUUCAAUUUAUCGACUGGCCCGAACAAGGUGUACCUAAGUCUGGAGAAGGCUUUAUUGAUUUCAUCGGUCAAGUGCAUAAGACAAAAGAACAGUUCGGUCAAGAUGGACCGAUUACGGUACAUUGUAGUGCCGGUGUGGGUCGUACUGGCGUCUUUAUAACACUCAGCAUUGUACUGGAGCGUAUGCAAUAUGAAGGUGUAUUGGAUGUGUUCCAAACCGUACGCAUACUACGAGCUCAACGGCCAGCCAUGGUGCAAACAGAGGACCAAUAUCACUUCUGUUAUCGCGCCGCGCUCGAGUAUCUCGGCUCCUUCGACAACUACACCAAUUAAUUUGUUAACCAGCUUAUUUAGCUCAUCCACAGCAUAUUAUACACACAUGCAUAUGUAUAUGUUCAAUGCGCCACAAAAUAUGCUAUUAUGCUAAAGAAAAAUCAAAAUCCCACAAAUCUAAAGUCAAUUUUAGUUUGAAAAACUGCUGAAUACGUACAUCUCAUCCUGAGUGUGAAAGCGUUAUUUUCGUUUGCCGAAAUGCCUAAAAAGCUGCCACAGAUAUGCAACUAAGCACACUUUAACCAAGGAGAGCUAAGAGCUCCAUCUACCCGGCUACUUCGCAAUUAUUUCAACUGUAUUAAAAAUGAUUUAUCAAAAUCAUUGAGCAUCAAACAACAAAAAAAACGAGAACAAUACGUAUCGCUAUUGUAUUCAUUAAAUGCUAAGUUAAAUUGCUUAGUUUUUAAGCACAAAGAGUGUUAGCGGAAAAGAACAAAUAAUUUACGAAAUACUACAUAAGUAUGAAUGUAGUCGUAUUUAUUAUUUAGACGCCUAAUUGUAUGCUUAGCUUUAAGUUACUUAUGUACAUAUGUAGUUGUUGAAUGGUAAUCAUGCUAAGUUAAGUAAAAAUUAUUGUUAAAAUUCAAGCAGCUGUAGUGCGUGUUAAUUCGUAUGUAAACUCAAAACCAUUGGGUUAUUUGGAAAACUUAGGAUCAGUUAGUCAGCUAAUGGCUGACUACUAAACACAGCCACAUUUGUCUUUUAAGUUGUUUGUGAACUAAAAAGACUGUUAUGCAUUAAAUUGAUUAAAUUAAUCAGUAACAUUUACUAAAUAAUUAAUUCAAUGCAUUAGCUGUACAAAUAGUUAAAUCUGCAACUUGAAAUAAUUACAAUUCGAACUGUACUAAAUGCUUAAUUUUAUUUUUUAUUUUUUUGUGAAAAUGAGUAUAGUAAAAGUCAAAAUGCAUGUAUGCAAAAAAAUAUCAUAGCAAUCGAACUAAGGUAGGUGAAAUUUUAAAUGUACAAUUAUGACAAAAAGGCUCGGUUUUUUUUUAGAAAAUAUAUCAUGUAUUUUUAUGCUGAGUAAUUUUACAAAAGAGAAAAAGUGUUUGAUUUUUUUUUUUUUUUU